Messenger RNA from Raphanus sativus (radish), 1050 nucleotides. RefSeq lists its product as uncharacterized. The record is from RefSeq and is a predicted model, not a curated record. Lineage: Eukaryota; Viridiplantae; Streptophyta; Magnoliopsida; Brassicales; Brassicaceae. The transcript has 5 exons. The coding region runs from base 121 to 894 and encodes 257 amino acids.
GGAUAUUUCUGCUUUUGGCGGCAAAAAAUAGAGAAACUAAAAGCUGAAAACGAAAAAACCAAGACGAGAGAGAGAGAGAUUUUUGUUUUUUUUGUCAGCGGGAGAGAGAGUAAGAGGAAGAUGAAGAAACCAAUUCCUAAAAUUAGGGUUUUCGGCCAGCGAUCGAUCGCCCCUUCUUUCCUUAAUCGUACUCCGAUUCCUGUGGAAGAAGACUCUUCGUCGAAGAAAGUGGACAAGUGCGCUUCGUUUUCAGAGUUUCUCGACAGCAAGCUGAACAAGUCUGUGCUCUUUAAGCCCAACAACGCUGAGAAAUUACCACAGGAAGGGACAAGACUUUUCACCUCAUUGGUUAGUAGCAGCUCUAAGGAUGUGACUCAGACCUCUCAUGGAUUUGGGAUGGAGAAAAAGGCAAAUAGGGAUGGUGGUCUUGAAAAGACAAUGCUUCGGCAGUUUAAGCCUAGAGAGACCCAGAUAAGUGAAGAACAAGUUAUGAGGGCCGAUGCGAGUCUUGAGCCGUUGGAUCAAACUACUGCUGAAGAGGUUGAUCUUUUGACGACGUGCUUUACUGAGACCGAUGAUGAUGAUAUCAUUGUGAAGGAUGAUAAAUUAACAAAGAAGAGAAAAGAUCCGUUCGAAGGUAUGGAGAGCAUGGAUAGAACGAGAAAGCCUGUUUUAGUCUUUGGAGGCAACUCAAAGUCGACGCAAGAGGAAGGUGAAAGAGGAAGGAACAGCACUAGUUGUAAGAAGCAGAAACCCGCUUAUAACCAUUAUGCAAAUGGUUCAGGGUUUUGGGACUGUGACAUGGAAGGUGUUGACUCGGAAGAAGUGGGACAUAGUGAAGUAUGGGAAGGAGUUGGUUCGACUACAUUUGGGGAUAUAGUUGAUUGGCACUAACAAGUAACAACCAAGUUGGUCCUUGUCUUUUGUCUCACACCUCUUCAAUUAUGGCUCUAGAGUCUGAGAAAAGAUCAACAAAUGGUGUAACUACCGUAGGUAGCAGUCCUUUAUUUGUUAGAUGGUUUAGGUCUUUUAUUGCCACUUUUUAUAUCC